This is a messenger RNA of Cercocebus atys (sooty mangabey), 4489 nucleotides long. It is a transcript of the gene JPH1, whose product is annotated as junctophilin 1. Bases 151 to 2136 code for a protein of 661 amino acids. The record is from RefSeq and is a predicted model, not a curated record. Gene Ontology annotation, cellular component: plasma membrane; junctional membrane complex; endoplasmic reticulum membrane. The transcript is spliced from 6 exons. Lineage: Eukaryota; Metazoa; Chordata; Mammalia; Primates; Cercopithecidae.
CGUCGGACUGGAGCCGAGCGGCGGCGCGAGCUGCCCAGGGCGCUGUCGUGAGCUCGCCCGCCGGGCCCCCACCCCCGAGCUACACCCUGCCGUGCCCAGCACUGCCCGCGUCCGUGCCCCUGCGGGGAGCGCGCCGGGGCUGCCCCCCGAAUGACGGGCGGAAGGUUCGACUUCGACGAUGGCGGCACCUACUGCGGCGGCUGGGAGGAGGGCAAGGCGCACGGGCAUGGCAUCUGCACGGGGCCCAAAGGCCAGGGCGAGUACUCCGGCUCCUGGUCGCACGGCUUCGAGGUUGUCGGAGGCUACACCUGGCCCAGCGGCAAUACCUACCAGGGCUACUGGGCGCAGGGCAAGCGGCACGGGCUGGGGGUGGAGACGAAGGGCAAGUGGAUGUACCGGGGGGAGUGGUCACAUGGUUUCAAGGGGCGCUACGGGGUCCGGCAGAGCCUGUGCACCCCCGCUCGCUACGAGGGUACCUGGAGUAACGGGCUGCAAGACGGGUACGGCGUGGAGACCUACGGGGACGGAGGUACCUACCAGGGCCAGUGGGCCGGAGGUAUGCGGCAUGGCUACGGAGUGCGCCAGAGCGUGCCCUACGGCAUGGCCACGGUGAUACGCUCGCCGCUGCGCACCUCGCUGGCCUCGCUGCGCAGCGAGCAGAGCAACGGCAGCGUGCUCCACGACGCCGCGGCCGCCGCUGACAGCCCGGCUGGUACCCGCGGUGGUUUCGUGCUCAACUUCCACGCAGACGCUGAGCUAGCGGGCAAGAAGAAGGGCGGCCUUUUCCGGAGGGGCUCACUUCUCGGAAGCAUGAAACUCCGCAAGUCCGAAUCAAAGUCUUCCAUCUCGAGCAAGCGCAGCUCUGUCCGCAGUGACGCGGCCAUGAGCAGAAUUAGUUCCAGCGAUGCCAACUCCACGAUCAGCUUCGGCGAUGUAGAUUGUGAUUUUUGCCCGGUGGAAGACCACGUGGACGCCACCACCACGGAAACCUACAUGGGCGAGUGGAAGAACGAUAAGCGCAACGGCUUCGGCGUUAGCGAGCGCUCCAAUGGCAUGAAGUAUGAAGGGGAGUGGGCAAAUAACAAGAGGCAUGGAUAUGGCUGUACCGUGUUUCCUGACGGCUCCAAAGAAGAGGGAAAAUACAAAAAUAAUAUUCUGGUCCGUGGAAUAAGGAAGCAGCUUAUACCAAUAAGACAUACAAAAACUAGGGAGAAGGUGGACAGAGCAAUUGAAGGCGCCCAAAGGGCAGCUGCCAUGGCGAGAACCAAAGUGGAAAUAGCAAAUUCAAGGACUGCACACGCCAGGGCGAAGGCCGAUGCUGCCGACCAGGCCGCGCUGGCCGCUCGCCAGGAGUGCGACAUCGCGAGAGCUGUGGCCAGGGAGCUGUCACCUGAUUUCUACCAACCAGGCCCUGAUUACGUCAAACAGAGAUUUCAGGAAGGUGUAGAUGCUAAAGAAAAUCCAGAAGAAAAGGUACCAGAAAAGCCACCUACACCAAAGGAAUCUCCUCAUUUUUAUCGCAAAGGCACGACACCCCCAAGAUCUCCUGAGGCAAGUCCCAAACACAGCCACUCUCCUACUUCCUCCCCAAAGCCCCUGAAGAAGCAAAACCCCAGCUCAGGGGCGAGACUCAACCAAGACAAAAGGAGUGUGGCUGAUGAGCAGGUGACAGCCAUUGUCAAUAAGCCCUUGAUGUCAAAGGCUCCCGCGAAGGAGGCAGGAGCGGUUGUGCCCCAGUCCAAGUACUCUGGCCGCCACCACAUCCCCAACCCCAGUAACGGGGAGCUGCAUUCUCAGUAUCACGGCUACUACGUGAAGCUGAACGCCCCCCAGCACCCUCCAGUAGACGUGGAGGACGGCGAUGGAUCCAGCCAGUCUUCCUCAGCACUGGUGCACAAGCCAUCCGCUAACAAGUGGAGUCCCUCCAAAUCUGUGACAAAACCAGUUGCCAAAGAAAGCAAAGCUGAGCCAAAAGCUAAGAAGUCUGAACUUGCUAUACCAAAGAAUCCAGCAAGCAACGAUUCAUGCCCUGCUUUGGAAAAAGAAGCCAAUUCAGGCCCUAAUUCGAUCAUGAUUGUCCUUGUCAUGCUGUUGAAUAUCGGGUUGGCCAUUCUUUUUGUUCACUUUCUAACUUGAUUGGAAUUAGGAAAGUGAAGUCCUGACAACUAGUGGUGUGUUAGCCCACAGUUCUCUGCAGUGGUGCCGUCAGCCCUUUAAAUGGCCCACCCCAGGCAGACUCAGACACAGGGAAGGAGGCUUGGAAUUAGGAUGGGAUCGCAAGAGAGAUGAAACUUGGAAAAUUCAGCCAGAGGACCUGUUCGGUUCCCCUGGGAGUGCUUUGUGGCUUUGGGGUCCUCUGGGAGCUGAAGCGCACAGCCAUGUUGGAGAGCAAAACUUAAUAAUAAUUCUUUUUUAAAAUCUGCUGAAGCAGCCCCAUCCGGCGAAGUUCUUGGCAUUGGCUACUCCAUCUGUCCUAGCAGAGUGUGACUAAACUGGAAAUGUAUGGAGCUGCAUUUUUUUUUUUUUUUUUUGAUGGAAGUCAACAGCUGCCUUACUAUUUUACCAUCUGACGUUUUUAGUAGGGAGCUGGGGAAACGACUGCCCGAGGAAUGCGGUCGGAGGAUUGUGUUGCUGUGGACGUGGUUCCAACAUUCACUCCUAUCUCAUUAGAAGAAAUAGGUAGCAGCAUCACUCACCAGUCUUAUGCCAUGACCUGCUGCUUUAACAUCUCCUGGAAUGUUCUGGGAGAGAAUGUUUCGUUUGCUUGUGCACGACUCUGUUCAUUUUUGCUGUUUAUUUAAAUAUGAUGUAUAGUCAUCUACCACCUGCGGUCCUGGCCGGACCGAAACACACGUGUUGCAUCUCAAGGAAAAGAAACAACAAAAUGCUAGUGAAAAUGUGCUUAUUUUGAUAGCAAUAUACCAUCUUUUAUGUCAUUUAUUCUUCCUAUACUUGUAAAAGAUUAUUUAUCUUUAAAUUUUAGCAAUUUGAAGACACUAUGCCUUCCUAAGAACUAAUUUAAUUUUAAAUCUUUUUAACAUUACUGAGGUGAAUUAUUUAUGCACUUAGGAAGUGCUAAAUUUUAAAAACCGAAACACAACAGAAUUCUAAGAAGUAUAGUCCAAACGUUGCAUGGAUUGCAGUAAUCAGUGUUUAAAGGAUUCAGUUUCUUUGCUGACGUACUUUACAACCAAAUAAAAUCUUGUCGGUGGCUGUGUUAAUUCCCAUGAAAGUUAAGCAAGAUGCUAUUAAUAAACUGCUCUGCUCUUUCUUGUUUUCUUUUUCCAACUUAAAUUUCUGUUGAAUACAUUCAGGUAGAACAUAAAGCCUUGUUCAAUCACUGCCUCUCAGUUUUCUGCCUUUCCUGUUUUUCAAAGUCCUUUUGUAAUUUCAUUUCCCAUUUUAAAGGCUUAGACAUUUUUAUUUUAAAUAUGUGUCUUUUACAGUCUUUUGUCAUUCUGACAUUUCUGGGUUUUUGCUGUUUUAUAAUUUACCCUUUAUUAUUGAGAAGCAUGCUUACUUAGAGAAAUUAAAUGGUCUUUAUAGAAGUAAUUAGUUAAAAAGAAAUCAGGGGAGGAAAAGUAUCUAUCUAAUCUAUUAAAUCUUUUUGAAACAUUACAUUGCAGAGGGGGAGCUACUCCUAAAUAUUUUCAUGAUUUGCAUGGUUUAAUCAGAUUUUUUUUUUUUUUUUUUUUACCGUAUUAGCUACCUUUUCAAUGCAGAAGACAGUUCACACAAUUCCCUGGUUAGCACAGAUGUGGACUGAGUGCUUUGCCACCUGCAGGGUAGUAACCCAGUGAUGUUUCUUACAGAAGCACAAUAUGUUGAAAAUCCUGGGUGUGACCAAUAUGGAAUAAAGAAGAAGGCAGAAAGAGAGCAAAUGAAAAAUUUCAACUUGUAUAUUCAUUUUUUGCAUUUUGCUUUGACUUUUAAAUUUAGGAAGUCCGUUUAUACCUGAGAACAAACAUUUAAAGUUCCUGUGUCACUCUCAGUAUUCUCACCGCCCCUCCCAAACCCUGUAGCUCCUUAUGCUGGGAAAACUGGUUUUUUAAAAAAAAUAAUAAUAAAAUAUUUAAUCUUAUUAAGUGUUUAUUUAAAAUGUGUAAUGCUUUGGAAAUCAUGGGUAACAGAUAGCGAGAGGAUAUGUUUAUAAAGUGAGCAUGUUGGUCCCAUUUAUAAAUAUAUGUAUGAUUUAUAAGCUUUUUUAAAACAAAGCUCAAAUUGUUGGUAUUUUUCUAAAAUGUGCACAGCUGUAUUUUACAUGAAGGCUCUUUCUAAUGGGUUGUUAUACUGUACUCAACAUUUUGGACAGCACAUGAAGUCUGCCAAUGUACUUAAUAAAACAUGACUUUGUUUAUUUAAAGUUUCUUGCUGUGAAAAAGAACUCCCUACCUGUGAGUUCCUUUAUUUAUAAUUCUCGAAACCAAAAUGUAUAAUGUACAGUUUUCACAACUGUAUCUGCUCUAAUAAAAAAAAGUUGGUUAUUAAU